AUGAGGAUCCAGAUCAGUGCCAGAGUAGAAAGACCGACUUUUCUUUCUUUCUUUCUUUCUUUCUUUUUGACAUUACUUUCUUUCUAUCAUUCCCAUCGUUCAAGUCUUUCUUUAACUUUUGUCUGUCAAGAUGAGACUUUAGUUGCGGGUUUUUCUUUAUGUUUAAUAAUUACUUUUCUCGAUAUCUUUUCUGCCAUUUUUUAUUCGUUCAUUUUUUCUCUUUCAUAUUUUCUUUUUCUAUCUUUUCACUUUCUUUUUACUUUUGAGUUUUCAUCUUUAUUACUUUAUUUUGUUCUGACUCUCUAUCUUUCAAUUCCUGAUAUUAUUUUCCCCACUUCUUUUUUCUUUCUUCUUUCUUCCUUGUUCUUUCUUUCUUUUUCUUCUCUUUACCCUACGCACUAUCUUUCUUUCAGUCUCUCUUUUUGCUUUCAAAUAUUUCUCUUUCUCUAUUACAUUCGAGUCGUUCUUUUAUUUUUUCUCUUCUUUUUUAUUGUCUUUUUCUUCUUUAAGAAUCUCAUUCAUCAGGUUUUUCUUUCUUUCAUGCGAUUUUUCUUCUUUCUUUCUAUUCUCUUCCAUUUAUCUUUCUCCGUUUCUUUCUUUCUGCAGUUUUUUUUUUCUUUCAAAUGUUUCUUCUCUUCAUUCAUUUUCCAUUCUUUCAUGACUCUUUAUAAUAUUUUUCUUUCUUUCUUUUAUUUUUUCUCUUUCUUUCUUUCUAUCUUUUUUAACCUUUCUUUCUUUCUUUCUUUAAUAUCUUUCUUUCUUUAUUUUUCUUUCUUUUUUAAUCUCUUUCUCCCCUCCUUUUCUUUCUUUCCUUUUUAA
Messenger RNA from Acanthosepion pharaonis, 819 nucleotides. The record is from the annotation of a GenBank genome assembly. Lineage: Eukaryota; Metazoa; Mollusca; Cephalopoda; Sepiida; Sepiidae.